AUGAUAAUCGGAAAAUUCAAAAAUCCUAGAUGUUUUAAAAAUGUUAAAAGUUUGCCGGUAGAUUACGAAGCUAAUCAUCGUGCUUGGAUGAACUCAGAAAUAUUUAUCAGUUGGGUGAAAAAACUUGACAAACGUAUGACACGUGAGAAAAGAUCUAUUCUAUUGUUUGUUGAUAAUUGCCUGGCCCAUCCGAAAAUCGAGGGAUUAAAAGCUGUAAAACUGUUGUUUUUCUCACCUAACACUACAUCUAAGUUACAGCCCUGUGAUCAAGGGAUUAUCUUUUCAUUCAAAAGGCAUUACAGGUCACGUGUCCUUGACCAUAUUAUUUCAUGUCUAGACAAACAUAUCGAUAAACAGAUUAACAUUCUAAAAGCCAUACAAUGGUUUUAUGCGGCAUGGAAAGAUGUAACACCGACGUGUAUCCAGAAUUGUUUUAGAAAGGCUGGAUUUAUGAAUCAAGCACAGCAUGAAAUUAAUGCGACCCCGCAGGGGCAUGUUUCUGAUUCGUCUGACACAGACGAGUUCGAGGACGAUGACAUUCCUCUGGCUGAAUUGGCAUCGAAAUGGAAUCGCCUUAGAGUAUUCAGCGACAUGGACAAAAACAUUUCUUUUGAUGAUUACAUAAAUGCUGAUGAGAAUGUUGUCUCCGUUGAGCAGAAGUCCGAUAGCGAUAUAAUAGCGGAGGUACAGCAAAAAUUGAAACCCGCUGAAACCCUGUCGCAGAGUGACGAAGAGAGUGACUCUGAGACUGUUGAUGACCCCCCCACCCACCAUGAAUGA
Molecule: messenger RNA, 780 nt
Organism: Ruditapes philippinarum (Manila clam)
Lineage: Eukaryota; Metazoa; Mollusca; Bivalvia; Venerida; Veneridae
Product: tigger transposable element-derived protein 4-like
Exons: 1
Coding region: 1-780 (259 amino acids)
Cellular component (GO): nucleus
Molecular function (GO): DNA binding
Source: RefSeq, a predicted model, not a curated record